AUGCACAACACCCUAAACCGUAUCCAAGCCGCCUUCGGCUAUCUGGUCUCCUGCGCUUUCUUCCUCGCCUUCCUCAUCUCCUCCCUCUCUCUCCUACCCAUCAAUCCUUCGUUCUCCACUUCCUCCUCACAACCACCAACUGCAAGCCUCUCAGUCCGCAACAUCCAGGUCGUCCGAGGCCGCCCACAUUACUACUCCCCAAAACGCGAAGAAUAUGCCCACAUCCGUUUCGACCUCGAUGCAGAUCUAAGUGAGCUGUUCAAUUGGAAUACGAAACAGGUUUUCGUUUACGUGAGUGCCGAGUAUCCGACACAGAAUACCACGACGGGGUUGGGACAGGAUGGCGAGGCAGGGAGCCUACCAAUUGCUAAUGGUGGGAACGCGGGGAUGAAUAAAGCGGUUAUAUGGGACACGAUAAUUCCUGCACCGGCUACGAAAUGGAGUUUUGCCAACGUGAAGGAGAGAUAUUUCCCUGCCAAGAAACCGGCGGCAAAAAGCAAGAAGAGUAUGUCUAAAUCGGGGAGAGACAAGGCAAACGCAAAAACAACAGAUAUUACCAAGCCCGGUCUUCUAACCCUCAAGAACCAAAAACCGAAAUACCAAAUCACAGACCCAAGCGGCGCGAUCUCUUCCCGUCCAAAUGCUACGCUAACGUUGAGUUGGAAUGUACAGCCAUGGGUAGGCCCGUUACUGUGGGACAAAGGCAUGCUGGAGGAUAAGAAUGGGCCGGGCAGCGCGCAGAGCUCGUGGAAUCUACCUUUCUUGAAAUAUCAGUGGCAGGGUGGGCAUUUGCCGAGAAGUGAGACAUUUGAUUUCCCGCCACUAAAGGGAGCGCAGAAGCCAUCGACGAGUGAGAUGGUUAAGGAUAGGGAUGGGCCGAAGACGCCUCAGCCCGCCGAGGUGUCGGGUGUGGUGUAA
This is a messenger RNA of Endocarpon pusillum Z07020, 918 nucleotides long. RefSeq lists its product as uncharacterized. Gene Ontology annotation, cellular component: membrane; signal peptidase complex. The coding region runs from base 1 to 918 and encodes 305 amino acids. The record is from RefSeq and is a predicted model, not a curated record. The transcript has a single exon. NCBI's taxonomy places the organism in Eukaryota, Fungi, Ascomycota, Eurotiomycetes, Verrucariales, Verrucariaceae. Gene Ontology annotation, biological process: protein targeting to ER.